AUGUGACCGCCCACUUCAGUCAUAUGACCGCGGUGUUUWGGGUUUCGGUGAGGAGGAAGUGAUUGUGCUACAGUUUUGCAAAGUUUGGCUCUGAUGCCAUAGUAUCAUAACUUUCUUAGUCAAAUUACGACUGAGAGAAUACUGAACAGCAUGGUCACAAGGGCUGGUUUGAUGGGGUUACGAAGCCGAGUCGCAGUACUUUUCUCAGUUGUGCUAUCGCCAAGUCUAUGCACCUCUUUUGGCCAGAUUGACCCCCUGGUCUAUGAUGAGCAGUUGCUGUGGGUGAGGGGCGGGGCAGGGGAGGUGAGCACUUACCGGAUCCCACUGCUCUCCUUCACCCCCAAGGGCAGUCUGCUGGCCUUCGCUGAGGCCCGGAAGAAGUCCGCCAGUGACGUGGGGGCCAAGUUCCUUGCCAUGCGACGGUCCACAGACAGAGGUACCACGUGGUCUCCCACCACCUUCAUAGUAAACGAUGGCUUCCUGGCUGACGGACUGAACCUUGGUUCAGUGGUGGUGGAUGAGGAGACUGGCUCUGUGCUACUGAUCUACUCUCUGUGCUUCCACCAGUACCAGUGUGACCCCGCCAGUAUAAUGCUGGUGGAGAGCAUGGACGACGGACUCCGCUGGAGCCCACCAAGGAACCUCUCGGUCCAGCUGGGCGUCAAGAACUUCGUACCUGGGCCCGGCUUUGGCAUUCAGAAGCACUACCCUCCUGCUAAGGGGCGUUUGGUGGUGUGUGGACAUGGCACCCUGGAGGGUGACGGGGUCUUCUGCAUUCUGAGUGACGACCACGGACGAAACUGGAAGAAUGGCGCCGCGCUGAAGAGCAUCCCCUACAACCAGCCCAAACAAGCCCUGGACUUCAACCCAGAUGAGUGCCAGCCUGUCGAGAUGGAGGACGGUAGCAUUGUCAUCAACGUGCGCAACCAGAACAACUACCACUGCCGCUGCCGCAUGGUGGUGCGCAGCCUGGACGGGGGCGAGACGCUACCCUUAGAGCAGCUGUUGUUUGACUCCACCCUGAUAGACCCUGUGGUAGCGGCAGGGGCACUGCAGAAGGAAGGCGUGAUGUACUUCACCAACCCAGCUGACAGUACUCACAGGGUCAACCUAACCCUGCGCUGGUCUCUGACCAAUGGCACGUCGUGGGAGAAGAAGGCCGUCCAGAUCUGGGCGGGGCCAAGCGGCUACUCCUGUAUGACAUCACUUACGAGCGGCGGCGCAGAGGACAGGAAGUUCAUCUUCGUCAUCUACGAGAAAGGCCACAAGGACUACUAUGAGACCAUCUCCUUUGCCAAGAUCCACCUCUACGGUGGACUGUAGUAGAGUAAGGCUGGGGGGGUGGGUACUUGGUAGAGUCUGCUUCUAACUACUGGUCCAUGGUCAGGGUCCGUAUUCUCAAAGCCUCUCGGAAUGCUGAACUAGGAUACAUUUAGCCUUUUAGAUCAUAAUGAAUUAGAUUAUAUAGACGGGGGACCUGAUCCUAGAUCAGCACUCCUCUGAGAUGCUUUAAAAAAAAAUAUAAUCCCAAAUAUUUUUAUCCACUUAAUAAUAGUUAUGGUUAGGAUGUGGAUCGGGGAAUUUCAUCUGUGGUUAGGGAAUUUCAUCUGUGGUUAGGGUAUUUCAUCUGUGGUUAGGGUAUUUCAUCUGUGGUUAGGGUAUUUCAUCUGUGGUUAUGGUAUUUCAUCUGUGGUUAGGGUAUUUCAUCUGUGGUUAGGGUAUUUCAUCUGUGGUUAGGGGGAGGAUGUUGAGGAUUCUUUCAGGAAGGAAGGAGGACUCAUUGGACUUUGCAGCACAGCUUUAUUUUGAUAGGUGAAGGGAGACAUGGAGAAAUACAAACUACUGCUGUUGUAUGGCACCAAGAAUGACAGGUUUGUGCCACUUUAUCCUAAGGUGGGCUUUUAAAUACAUCAUGAUUGUAUUAAUUAGGGCUAAACCCAUUCGCAGCGGGAAACGGAAAUUUGCUUUUCUUAUUGGACAAGUUCAGGUAGUUCCUCCCUGUUUUAGUCUGUUUUCCUCGAUUUGGUGCCUAAUGUACAUUUUAUUAGUAUGGCCCAAUCACAGGUGUCCCGUCCUUUACUGAAGCUAUGAUAGUCUGUAAUGAUUGGUGGUAUGUUGGUGUACGCUUCCUGUCUGGGGCUCCCAUAGCUGAGAGAGGAGGAAACCCUCCACCCACAUCUUUUAUUUUGUGAUGUGGGGAAGGAAAAAGGUUUGGGUGGGGUAUGCGUCUCCAAGCCAUACAAAUAUUGGGACAGACUUACUAAGCGUUUGCAACUGUGCUAUUUCCAUAGGGCAAAAAACUUGAACAAAGAGUAAAAAUAUAGGUUUAGAGGAGGACAUUUUAACGCCUAGUAAAUCUAGCUCCCAUGCAUCACAGCCCCUAACAGAAUGGUUUCACUUUCAGAAUGGACCUUGCCAACUUUUGGCAUGAGAGAAGUCCGUAUGAUGAGACAAUAGUUYGUGAGGGAAUUGGACCUGUAAAUGAUUGACUUGUGUCAGAAUAGGAGAUGCACAUUUUGAGUCCAUUUUCUUUUUUCUUUUCUUGAGCCAGGGAUGUAAUUGAAAUCCCCCUUGUGCUAUCAGUUGAACGUUUAUUAAAUGUGAUUGUGUCACAAAUGCCUCAACUCAGUACCUGGCACUCCCCUUGUAUGUGAAACAAUGUGACAAUUUACGUCCGGUUUCUAUAGCAUAUUUGAUCGGUCUCAUCUAGCUAGCACACUUCUGUCCACAGCAGUUGUAGUUGUUUCUCUCAGCUCACUUCGCUGAACCUAGCUGUGAAGCCGACAUACUGGUAUGCAAUAGAUUCCUUGUUUAGCGGUAAGACGCUGCACCUGGUUAAAUGCACACAAKGAUUUGAUUGGUAGUUCACYGAAAAUGAUUUUGAUGAGAAACUUUUGCCUUUUAUUGAAAAAUCUGGAUGCACGGCAACUCAUUGUGUCAAGAAGUUUAACUGCCACAUGUUAUGGUCUUUAAGUCCACUUGAUUUUGUAUUUUAUUUUGCAUAUAUUCUUCUCUUAUUGUAAGACUACAUAUCUUACGAAGUUUAUUAUCCUUCCUUUCCUGAAAGUGUGUAACUUCAAUAGAAUGCUUUCAAUUCACGUUUUAAGCUGAGAUUUGUGGUUUUAACAUUUCAGAUGCCUUUUUCUUAUCAAGACAUUGAAUUCCAAUAUAAAUAGCGAUUUAUGGGAGGUGUGAGUGUAAUGUGUGUCUGAGUACAAAUAUGAUAUUCUGUAUGUACGUUUGGAUAUUGUACUGAUAUUUUUUCCAAWUAGUGGUAAAAGAUCAGAACUGGGCUGCCUGUGUAAAAGCAGCCAUUGAUCUACAGUAUGUGGAAACGUGUAUCAGUUCAUAAACCAUGGAAUGGUAUAUCAAAUCUUUUCCCAACUAUUUUGCAGUCUGUGGCACAGCUGUCA
Salvelinus sp. IW2-2015 is the source of this 3413-nucleotide messenger RNA. RefSeq names its product sialidase-1. The record is from RefSeq and is a predicted model, not a curated record. NCBI's taxonomy places the organism in Eukaryota, Metazoa, Chordata, Actinopteri, Salmoniformes, Salmonidae. Gene Ontology annotation, biological process: oligosaccharide catabolic process; ganglioside catabolic process. Gene Ontology annotation, cellular component: membrane; cytoplasm; intracellular membrane-bounded organelle. Gene Ontology annotation, molecular function: exo-alpha-sialidase activity.